This is a messenger RNA of Lates calcarifer (barramundi perch), 8553 nucleotides long. It is a transcript of the gene psda, whose product is annotated as pleckstrin and Sec7 domain containing a. The coding region runs from base 1 to 2961 and encodes 986 amino acids. Lineage: Eukaryota; Metazoa; Chordata; Actinopteri; Centropomidae. The record is from RefSeq and is a predicted model, not a curated record. The transcript has 18 exons. Gene Ontology annotation, biological process: regulation of ARF protein signal transduction. Gene Ontology annotation, molecular function: protein binding; phospholipid binding; guanyl-nucleotide exchange factor activity.
AUGUCCAAGGAUCAGAGAGAGGAAAUUCAGGAUCACAGCGGGGCUGCAUCCUCUCAGAGCUCCAGCGGGGUGACAGGCAGCUUGGGAGACAGUUCCCAGCUGGACAGAAAUGAUAGCCUGUUCCCUGAAACCUCGAGCCAGUCCAGCCAUGAUACGGCAGACACCGGCUUUGGGAUACAGUCAGACAGCGGCUCAGCGACGACUCCGUCCUUGCGAUCGCAGAAGAUCGCACGAGCCAAGUGGGAGUUCUUGUUUGGAAGCCAGACAGAGGAGAGUCGCUGCAGUAAAGCAGACGCCCCGUCCACAACGCCACCAACCAGCGGCUCGCCCAGCCCCACCCCUCCCUCCUCCCUCCACCUGAAGCCAGCCAAUCAGAGGAGGGGGCGGGACAGCGAGGGUCAUAGGUUGUCGCACCACGAGGUGCGGCAGAUCGAGGUGGAGCUGGUGACCCUUGGCCCCCGAGGCACCAACCCCAAGACGGGCAUCAUCCGCCGGACCAUUAAAUACUCUGAAACGGAUCUGGACGCUGUUCCGCUGCGCUGCUACAGGGAGACCGACCUGGACGAGGUGAUGCGGGCGGAGGCAGAGGCAGCAGAGGAGGCAGAGGCGGACUCAGCCUUCGGCAGUAACCGCAGCGUCCUGGGAAACUCCAGCUUCAGCCCAGCUGGCACCUCCCCGAAACCCCGGACAGGUGGAGGGAAGGAGGGGGAUGAGGAGGAGGAGGAGGAAGAGGAGGAGGAGGAAGGAGUGGUGAGCUGGGCCAGUGUCAGGAUGCAGGGAGACAAACAGAGACAGAGAGCUGCCAAAGAAGAGGACGAGGUGUUCAGUCUGCUGCUGAAGGGGCCUUUGGAGGCGUUGUCUGACACCCACGGUGGCCUCAAGUCUCCGAUCUCCGUUGGCAGCCCCCGCCGACCUUCCGAUAGCAACCUGGACUCCUUUAGCCGCCAUUUUGAAAGCAUCAUGGAGUCUCAUCGGGCCAAAGGCACCUCCUACAGCAGCCUGGACAGUGUCGACCUGCUGACAUCUGGAUCCACGUCUGUGUUCACCUUUGACCUGCCGACACUCACCCCUGAGAUCCAGAGUCAGAUCUGUGACAGCGCCAAGCAGAUCAUUGAGCUUAGUUUCGCCCCGCUGGCCCGUCCGGACCCGGCCGCCUCCUCGGAGAUGUCUCGCUCCGAGCUCACCCUCAGUGUCUCGGGAGCCGGGCUCCGAGGCGGCUCCAAAGACGACUCUGGCCCUCCAGUCCGGUCCAGAUCAGAGAAAGAUUCGUGGCGUCGCUCCAUCCUCAAAGAUGGCUUCCGAAAGGCAACCUCUGCCCCCUCCCUCCACAGCAGCCCCAGGGAGCGUCCGGUGAACCGCCCUCCCGAGCUGCUGUACCCGCAGGCCGACGUGGCCGAGCGUCUGGCGCUCGGCGGCAGCGACGAAGCGCUGGCCAACGGCACCAAGGCCGACCUGCAGGCCGCCAAACGCCUCGCCAAACGCCUCUACAACCUGGACGGCUUCAGGAAGUCUGACGUCGCCCGACACCUCGGAAAGAAUAAUGAGUUCAGUCAGAUGGUGGCGGAGGAAUAUCUCAGUAACUUUAACUUCACUGGUCUGACCAUCGACCAGGCGCUCAGGACGUUUCUGAGACAGUUUGCUCUGAUGGGAGAAACUCAGGAGAGAGAGAGAGUCCUCGCUCACUUCUCCAGGAGAUACAGACAGUGUAACCCUGAGAGCCUGAAUACUGAAGACAGCGUCCACACUCUGACCUGUGCUGUCAUGCUGCUGAACACUGACCUUCAUGGAAACAACGUGGGGAAGAGGAUGUCCUGCAGUCAGUUCAUCUCCAACCUGGAAGGUCUCAACGAUGGAAAAGACUUCCCCAAAGAUCUGCUAAAGACUCUCUACAGCUCCAUCAAGAACGAGAAGCUUCAGUGGACGAUUGAUGAGGAGGAGUUGAGGAAGUCGAUGUCGGAGCUGGCCGACGUCCGAACAGACUCGGCCUCCCACACCAUGAAACGACUGGGCAGCGGAGGAAACCCACUGGUGGGUGUCGCCCAGCAGGCCGAUGGCGAGCUCUACAAGAGCGGCUUCCUGGUCCGCAAAGUCCACGCUGACCCUGACGGGAAGAGAACACCGCGGGGUAAGAGGGGGUGGAAGUCUUUCUAUGCCAUGCUGAAGGGGCUGGUACUCUAUCUGCAGAAGGAUGAGUACCGUGCAGAGCGAGAGCUGACGGAGGAGGACGUGAAGAACGCCGUGUCCAUCCAUCACUCUCUGGCCAUGAGAGCGGCUGACUACAGCAAGAGACCCAACGUCUUCUACCUGAGGACGGCCGACUGGAGAGUCUUCCUGUUCCAGGCUCCGAACGCUGAACAGAUGCAGUCGUGGAUCACGCGCAUCAACGUGGUGGCGGCCAUGUUUUCAGCUCCUCCAUUUCCAGCGGCGAUCGGCUCUCAGAAGAGGUUCAGCCGCCCUCUGCUGCCGGGAUCCAACACCAAACUGUCCCAGGAGGAGCAGGUCAAGUCCCACGAGAACCGGUUCAGGGCGGUUUCCUCCGAGCUGGCCGACCUCACAGCCUCCACCCCGGACCGAAAGGUCAAAGGUCGUGAGCUGGAGGAGCACAAACUCCGACAGGAGUACCUGGAGUUUGAGAAAACCCGUUACGGUACGUACGCCAUGCUGCUCAGAGCCAAGCUGUCAAGCGGAGACGAGGACCUGACGGCCUUCGAGUCUCGCCUGUUUGAUGACGGCGGCCUGCAGAGGGCGCACUCCAGCCCCACGCUGCCUCAGGACACUGCCAACAAGGAGAAAAUCCGAGGGACCAAGACUUCGAAAAGCUUAAAGGUCACGUCAUCUUCGUCCUCUUCAACCUCCAAGACCGGCAGCGCCAGCGCCAGGGAGGGAAGCAAGAAGAAGAAUGGGAGCAACCAGCGGCCAGAGCUGCAGAAACAAAGCAGCAAACCGGAGGAGGCGCCGUAAGGCAGCGAGUUAUACAAAGUGUGUAGCUGGAGACGGACAUGAAGCAUCAUGGGUAGCAGGCUGACAUCCUCCUUUAAACCUUUUCUGUUAAACCUCAGUCAGAUUCUGAUUGGCUGAGGGGAUUUUCCUCCAGAGCCAAGCUGAGACGUUCAAGGUCGGCGGGAGAGGAGACGCUCGUCAUGAAGGAGGAAGAUGAACUGACGCGUUUGUGGAAACAUUCAGGAAACACUAAUGAGGUUUGAAAGGUGAAUCUGAACGCCGUCACUCCGCUGUCACGUUAUUUCUCCUCCAAACACCGACCUCAGCAGGUCAAACAGCUGCUGAGUUUCAGAAUAAAAGCUUUAUUUCCUGUUCAAGCUUUCAUUUCAGGGACUUUCUGGAAGUGUAGUUAUGUUAAAAUGAUGCAGAUGGAGCUUAAGUAUCAGUAAUUAUUUGGUCUCCAGCAGCAGCGUUUGACUCCAGGACCCCUUCCAGGAACCUUCCAGGACCCCUCCAGGAACCUUUCUGGAUCAGGUUUUGUUUGUAGGUACUUUUAUUUUUUCUCUCUCAGAGCGACAAACAGUGACCUCCUGCAUCGACAUCACUCUGCUUCUCCUAGCAACGGACCGGAGGAGCAGGUUGCCAUGCCAACCACAUGUGACAGACAGAGUGCGUGGGACUGUUGCCGCAGUGACCAAGCAAAGGGAAGGAGGGGAUGAGACUCUGCAGUCAGAACUCCCUCGACCAAACAAACAAACAGACAGACAGACAAACAGACAGACAAUACCUCCUCCUCAGCACUUCACAGGGGUGUGUGUGUGUGUGUGUGUGUGUGUGUGUGUGUGUGUGUGUGUGUGUGUGUGUGUGUGUGUGUGUGUGUGGGGUAAAGUAUUGUGAGUACACAGUAGUACUGCGUUGAUGUGUACUUCCAGGACUGUAAAUACAAACUGAACAUGCUGGACGGAGGCUGAUCAGUGUCACUGCAGUUUGUUUUUGUUGUUUUGUUUUGUUUUUUCACAGAGUUCUGCUGGAAACUGAUGAACUGUACAGAGGAUCAUUAGUGACCAAAACUACUGACUGAGCAACAACAACAAAAUGAAUUUAAACUUCAUGCAACACCCAGGUUGACUAGUUCUAUGUUCAUGUGAUUGAAUACAAAACCAGCUAUUGCAAAUUAAAAAAACAAAGGAUAAAAUUUAAUAUAAAAGAUUAAAAUAUUAAUAUGAAGAACAUCAGCAAAAUGGACUAAGAAAAAUAAACACAUUUUUAAAUGUUUGUAAUUAAAAAAAAAUCCUGAUAAUAAAAAUACUAAAAAAAAUGUUACACAGAAUUUAAUCAUGCAAAUCCACAAUGUAUGUUUUUUUUUGUUUGUUUGUUUUGUUUUUUUGGGAAACACUUUGAAUUUACAGGUAAUUUUUGAAUGAUUUUCUAAGAUGUUUCCUGGACACUGUUCAAUAGUACAUUUACAAUUAAUUAAUUUUUAAAAAGAGUCAUUAUAAACGAUAAAACAAAAAUUAGUUUAAACUGAACAGUUUUUGAAGGAGAGUUUUAUUUUACCUACAAUUGGUAGCAAAAACAAAAUUUCUUUCUUCAAGAUUAUUGUGAAAUUAUGGAUAAAGCGUGGGGCUGUACCCAACUCUGAAUUUUCAGUCGAGUCAAAUUUAGCUGUUCAAUGCAACAAUACACAGUCACAGACAUUAAAAACAAUAUAUCGAUCAGGAUUUGACUCCACUUCCUGUAAUUGUUUCAAAUUAAAAGCCCUCUGCAGACGUGUCAUUGCGACUUCAUGAUAUUGCAGUGGUGACAAUAAUUUUCCUACCACACUGUUGUCUUGAUUAAAUGAUUAAAUUGGGCAUAAAAUAUCAGAUAUAAUAAUAAUUCUUCAAAUGUCUUGUUUCAAAGAUAUUCCGUUUACUGUAUCAGAAAGAAAAGCAUGAAAAUAUUUUUAUUAAUGACUAAAACGAUUACUCAAUUCAAAUCAAAAUAGUUGCCAAUUUGUUUUUUAUUGGUUCGACUAAUAUCAGUCGAUUACGGUUUAAAUUAGUUUUGUGCUCUCACUCAGUAGUUUUGUCAUUAAUGGACUUCCAUAGCUGUUCUCUCCGUGCUGGAAACUAUUGAGAGGACACGAUGCUGGAAACUAAUUUAUGUCUGAAUCCGUCCACUUUGUCUCCACAUUCCUCCUGAUCAAUGUGACCAGGAUGAAACAUAUCAAAAAAAGACUUUCCUCUUUAAGUUUAUGUAACUUCAGAAAUAAUGUUGUUGUUGUUUAUUAAUCAAUGAAAGGUGAAAGGUGGCUUCAGGUCACUGUGACAGAGCUGAAGACUCGGAGGCAGUUUGUCCAGCUGGAGACAAGAAUCAGAAGCUGUGAGUUUCAAUCAUUGUGAUGAAACAAACUUCAGCAUCAAUGUUUUUUCUUUGUUCUCAGUCUCCAGUGAAAACAUCAAGUCUCUCUGUCUUCUGUUACAAACCGACACUCAUCACUUCAGUUGUCUUUUUUAAAGUGAAGUAAAUGAAGCUUUGCUCUUUAAAGACAGCUCAAAGUGAAAUCAGUCUCCCGAUUAUCUUCACUACCCAACACUACUCUUCAACAUGCAGUUACCUCUCGCUGCCACUUGGGGUCCCCAGAGUUUAAAGCUGUUCAACAGCAGCACAGAGGUAGAGUGGACGUCUUUGUAUCCUUGAGUUUGGACUGUGGAUAAAUAAUAAUACAUCCAUGGUUUGGACAUUUCCACCAUCUCUAGAGGAAACAAAAGCAGAGAGGCUUCCCUGACUAUUCUCUCUCUCCACAAUCCCAGAAGUCAGUUCAGUUAAACCUCAUCCAGGUUAGGCCAUGUGAUAUAAUAUGAUUAAUUUAUGGAUUACAGGCAUUAGAAAAUCCAAAGAAUAACAUGUCAAAGUGAAAACAUUUCAUUUCUAACAUGGUCCCAAGAUGAUAAGACAAAAACACAAACAUAAAGCUGAACAAUAAAACCCUGAAAUCUCAGAGACAGUUCCAUAAAGUGCCCGCCAUCAUCUCCUGGCGCCCAACUUAAUAAAAUAUAUUAAUAAUGCGGUGGUCAAAAAUCCACAGAGAAUCAAUUAACUUAAACAGAAGACCAUGAGAAGCAGCAAAUUUACACAUUUGAAAACCUGGAAAGUCAAAUAUUGAGCAUUUUUGUUUGAAAAAUAACUUCAACAAUUAAUCAGUUGUCAGACUGUAUUGACUAAUAGAUCAAUCAAUCAAUUAUUGCUGUAGUCCUAGACAUUAUAUUUGACUACAAACACAACAGAUUCAGUAUUGUCAGUCCUGGAUUUCCAUUUGGGGAACGGUUAGUCUCAGUAAAUGUGAAACUCUAAAAACGUCCAGUCACCUUUGGUUUCUUUCUUGUAAUGUAACACUGCAGUGUUUCCCACAUGAUCCUGUUAUCCACUAUGAAUGAUAAUUAUGUGAAAAACUGAACAGACGGGGCUCCAUGUUUCCUGGAGGCUGAACAGUUUAAUAUGUUUAGAAAACAAAUGCAGUAACAGGAGACACCAGGUGGCAGCAGAGAUGAGCUGAUUGUUGUUGGUUCUUCAGGACUCUGAAGAGUUUCUGGUUUCAUUUCAAUUUUAUUACAAAAUAAGUUUCAUUUUAAAACACUGGGUAUGUUGCCUGAAUAUAUCCUAUCAGCACUCCAUCCUCAAAAACAAAAUUGUUACUAAAGUAAAAGUCUUCAGAAUAUUCAUAUAUUCAUUAUUUUGCCAAAGGGUUUGCAUUAUUUUGAAAUGAAACUCUUCAGAUUUCUAUUGGUUUUUACAGGUGUGUGAUCAAGAACACAAAAUGCUGGAACCUUUUUAAUCCUAAAUGAUAAUCUGUGAGUCCAGAUUAUCUGAAAACACUGAAGGGAAACUUGAAGAUCUGGUCUGUGUGAAGACCAGAGUACUGAAGGGAGGAGGAAAGAGGUUUUGAAAUUUUGGCUGCGGUGCGGCUGAGUUUUGGUCGAUUGAAACAAACAGUGAGAAGUUUUCCAGUGAGCGGUGGAAAUCAGUGUCAUUUUGUGAAAUUCCUUAAGGAUUACAGAGACCGAUGCUCGUGUUGCUGAUGGGAAAAACUCCCUGGACUCUCAGUGGGAAUGAGUCAGUUGAUGGUUGCAGAAGAGGAAACACUGAGUGGGACAAACAGAGAAAAGUUCAACUUUUCUUUGGUCUGUUAUCUGGACCUGAGUGAUCGUCUCCACUCUGUUCUUCAGAAGAGGCUGGAAAGGACUUUAAACACAAAUUUCAAAGGUACUGAUGGAAUUAAAGAGCACAUUACAGUUAAAAAGUGUUCAUGGUCAGAAGGUUGUCAGAAGUUGUCAGGUGACCUAAUAAGAAAAGACAGUCUGUGACAACCACAAGCAAUAUCCCCAGUUACAGAUUAAGACACCUUUCAUGCUGACCUUGUUUGAUCCAAACCAAAACAGCAGGUGUGAAAGAUGUCUUUGACCACAGUCCAACCAAAAGAGGUGGUCUUGGUCUGGAUCACAGACCCAGUUUGAACUGCAUAUCCCAUCAGGCCUGACACUGUUUCAGACCCUCCCAUAAGGAGCUAAAAGGAGAAUCAACAAGUCUAUACAUGUUUGUGGGUAGGACUUAAUUUAUAUAUGCUGCUCUGAUUGGAUGUUUUUUUUUUUUUUUUUGUCAUUUUCUUCUUCACAUCUCUGUUUAAGUUCUGUCUCUGAGUUUCUGCUUCAUUUUUAUAAAUCUGAACCUUUCACAAUGUCUCCUCAUCAGGCUGCUGGAUGAUUUCUUUAGUCUGAGUCAGAUGUUGUCCGGACUGGACUGACAAUCUCUAGUUUCACUGGCUUCAUUUCUGACGAUCACUGUGCUUAAAGAUGUUUUUCAGUAUUCCUCUAAGAGCCCAUGGGUUCUUAAGUACCUUUGAAAUGAUAACCAGACCUUUUUCAUAAAGACCAAUGUGAUUUUUGUCCGGCGGCAGGACUGAAGAGCAGAGAGGACAUGAUCACUCUUACGACCCAGAAUCCAUCCAUCAGCCUCUUUUCGUCAUCAUGGACAUGAACACAAACAGGAGGAAUCUAUUUACUCAGUCCACCAGCUGCCACAGAGACGUUCAGAGACAGCAGGGUCCAGAUUUAUCCUCCUGUGCUGUUUGACCCUCACCGGGUCGUAUUUACUCCCUCAACUAUCCAGUAACACUUGUGUAUUUCGGGUGUAUUUUUCGCACUGUGCAAUGUAAAGCAGCAUAGGAUGAGUUUGUCUAAAAGUCAUGGCCGCUUUCAGCUCUUUGUCUGUGUCCAAACCCUGUAAAUAAAUGUACAAGUUCACAUUGAGAAGCCAUAUUGUAGUUGGGCUAAACGCCUAGCUAGCGCUCGCUGCGAUUUAGGGCACUUUGGUUUAGAUAUUUUAGAGUGAAAGCAGUUGUUGAAUCGACCGGUUUAUUUAUUCUGUUCAUCGUCGUUUCCUGAUCGACAAGUUUCUGUGAACGUUUUGUUUUUUCCGGCUUUGCUGCGGCCUGAAUGUUCGCCGCUAGCUGGCCGAGUGAUAGCUGUACAUACUGUCCACAUCCUGUGAGGUUUUGGUCAUAGUGAAACACAAACAACAUGUUUGUAUCAUUUUGAAGGCUUAGAGGCAGAAAUAAAAACAUUUUGAAAAGAA